AUGGAUGCCUCGCAAGAUUUGGAGCUCAGGCAUCGUGUCAGCCCACAGGAUCAAGAGGAUGAUAUCCCUGAUCAAAUGACAGUCGGAUCCGCCCUCCCUCCGACAGAUCGAGGAGCCAAUGCGUGGUUAGUCCUUCUAGGAGCAUUUAUGCUUGAGGGACUGGUCUGGGGGUUUGUGUACUCCUACGGAGUAUUCCAAGAGUUCUACUCUAGAACUCCCGAGUUCGAAAGCUCAAACGCACAUUUACCUCUAGUUGGCUCCAUAUCGUCUGGCUUGCUGUUUCUCUGCUCUCCGGUGCUGCUUCCACUCCUUCGUCAGUGGCCUAAUCGCAGAAAGCGGUGUAUGGUAUUUGGAGGCAUUCUUACUUGUGCCGCUCUCAUGGGCGCAAGUUUUGCCAAAGAUGUCACCGAUCUCAUCGCGACACAAGGUGUACUUCUCGCAUUGGGAGGCAGUAUGCUCUACUAUCCAACAUUUCUGUUUCUUGAUGAAUGGUUCGUUCGGAAAAAAGCUCUAGCAUAUGGGAUUUGCUGGGGAGCGUCUGGCCUUUCUGGUCUUGUUUUUCCAUACAUUAUCUCUUGGCUGCUCAGCACCUACGGAUUUCGGACCACAUUCCGAGUGUGGUCAAUCAUCGACCUAAUAAUUAUUGCGGCGGGCCUGCUCUUCCUCAGGCCGAGACUCCCCGCAGCCCAGAACGUUCGUCGCUACAGACCUCGUCUGAAGUUCACCAUGAAACCCCUGUUUCUAACUUUCUGCGUUCCGAAUAUUCUGAUGGGCCUUGGUUCUUAUUUGCCCGGAUUUUAUCUGCCAUCAUAUGCGCGUUCUAUGGGGUUUAGCGAGAUUGUUGCAACCACUUCUGUGUCUCUACUCAACGUUGGAACACUCCUCGGUAGUAUUGCAGGGGGCACACUUACUGAUCGGUUCUCUCCAAGGGGCAUCAUUAUCGUGUCGGCACUCGGCUCAACGAGUGGUGCUGCACUACUUUGGGGCUUCUCAGCAUCAUCCGCAUUACUUUGUUGCUUUGGGUUUACCCAUGGGUUCUUUACAGGCUGCAUGACAGCGAGCUGGCCUGGGGUGAUCGGGGAGAUUGUUGAGAGAGACACGACCCACACUUCCGACUCAUCUCUCGUAUUUGCACUCUUUGUUGCGGGACGUGGCAUCGGGAACGUUGCAUCAGGGCCAUUGUCUCAGUCUCUUCUCCAUUUGCCAAUGCUGACAAGUGCAUUCAAGUUUGGUUACGGAAGUCAAUAUGGCCCAAUGAUCAUCUUCUCUGCCAUUACCAUGGCGGCUGGAGGUCUAGGAGCAAUAAUUGACAUGACGGGCUUGAUAUGA
Molecule: messenger RNA, 1329 nt
Organism: Exophiala bonariae
Lineage: Eukaryota; Fungi; Ascomycota; Eurotiomycetes; Chaetothyriales; Herpotrichiellaceae
Exons: 1
Coding region: 1-1329 (442 amino acids)
Biological process (GO): transmembrane transport
Cellular component (GO): membrane
Molecular function (GO): transmembrane transporter activity
Source: RefSeq, a predicted model, not a curated record